AUGAUGGCUUCGAGCAUUUGUGCACUGAUACUUGACUCUACAUCUGAAGAGGCUCUUCUAUAUCAUCCUAACUUUGGCCGUGGCAAUCUAAUUAGUCUGUCUCAUCUCAUCAUGAGAAGUUUGGCUAAAUGUGGUCAGGAUAUGGUGCCUGAUGAUGCUGAGGCAGAAGCAGAUCUUCACGAGAUUGUUACCUCAGGAUAUUCUCGUUGGGCUGAUCGGUUUCCCCACAUCAAAGAGGCGGUGGAGAGAUAG
Molecule: messenger RNA, 252 nt
Organism: Ilex paraguariensis (yerba mate)
Lineage: Eukaryota; Viridiplantae; Streptophyta; Magnoliopsida; Aquifoliales; Aquifoliaceae
Source: the annotation of a GenBank genome assembly